CAAUCAACAUUAUUUGCUGGUACUUCCUCUAUUAAAAUUAUUAAUACAAAUCCUUUGGGUAUUCUUUCAUCAUCCUCUCCUCCCAAUCCCAACAAAACCUUCACAACCAUUACAUUUAUUAAUUCACUAUCUUGGCAAACAUCAUAUUUAUUAAAUUUAUUUUUUAAAAUGUUUAAAACUUCCGGUAUCCGACUAAUAAGACUGCGGCCAUUUAUUUUGCUAAUUUUUUUGGCAUGUAGUGUUUGUUUAUCUUCUGCAUGCUCUGUUUGCGAACAAAAAGCCUUUGAAGAGUACAAAAGAUUACGUCAAGAACAGGUAAAUAAUUAUUUAUUUUUAAAAAGAUUCUAG
This is a messenger RNA of Meloidogyne enterolobii, 348 nucleotides long. The record is from the annotation of a GenBank genome assembly. NCBI's taxonomy places the organism in Eukaryota, Metazoa, Nematoda, Chromadorea, Rhabditida, Meloidogynidae.